This is a messenger RNA of Funneliformis mosseae, 336 nucleotides long. The record is from the annotation of a GenBank genome assembly. NCBI's taxonomy places the organism in Eukaryota, Fungi, Glomeromycota, Glomeromycetes, Glomerales, Glomeraceae.
AUGAAUCCAAAUUUGGGGACAACGCACAUCGUUACUAGAAUUUCGGCACGUAAAUUACGUUCAAAUCAUUCAAUCACGGAGAGUACUAACAGAAUUACUGAUUCGAACGAUGAUGACAAUUCUUCGUUAACAUUUAUUAAAGAUUCUUCUAGCACGCAACAGAAUAUCAUUCAAAGAUUAUCUCGUGCGAUAAUCAAAUGCGAUGACAAUGUACCUCACAAUUAUUUAAGUUCCACUUUUGUUCGAAUUGUUAAUAUUAGCGUAUCACCCGAAUCAAACAUCGCUAACAUCUGGUGGAAACCCGAUCCACAAAAGGGAAUUAACGAGGUAGGGUAG